AUGCGGCUGCUAUGCUGGCUGUCACUCUUCUGCCAUGUUGUGGCCGAAACCGUGCCACGACAUGAGCGGGUGGCAGCUGCCCAGAAGGUGCAAGACAUGUACAGGCAUGCCUUUGACUCCUACAUGAUGCACGCCUUCCCAGCUGAUGAAUUGCGGCCCCUCACUUGCGAUGGACGACUCAAGCGCGAAAGAGGGGACUUGGAUUCCAUGCUUGGGAACUAUUCCAUGACCUUGAUUGAUGCCCUGGACUCGCUGAUCAUUUUUAAGCGAAAGGCUGCGUUUAAGGUGGCAGUGUCCUACAUCCAGGAUAGUGUCCACUUCGAUAAAGACAUCGAAGUGAGUACCUUCGAGGUGAACAUCCGCAUCCUGGGUGGUUUGCUGAGUGGUCAUCAACAUGCUGUCAAAGUGCUGCCAAAGUACAAGGGUGGUCUUUUGAACAAGGCUGUUGAUCUUGGCGAGCGUUUACUGCGUGCUUUCGACACACCCACUGGCAUGCCACGCUGCCGUGUCAACCUGCGGUCUGGCAUCCCCAAGGGCUCCUCGACGACUGUGACAAUCGCAGAGGCUGGCUCGUUCCUGCUCGAGUUUGGGAUGCUCAGCGUUUUGUCUGGGCAGAGUCGUUUUUACAACGCCGCCAAGCGUUCCCUGCUGGCUUUUUGGAGCAGAAGAAAUGCCUUGGAUUUGGUGGGCACAUCAAUCGAUGUCAACUCGGGCAACUUUGUGGACCAGCAAAGUACAACUGGUCCCGGGCAAGACUCUUUCUUUGAGUACCUCUUGAAGGGCUACAUUCUUUUCAAGGACCUUGAGCUGCUCGACAUCUUCCUGAGCGCGUAUGCGGCGGUCGAACAGCAUCACAGCUUCGAAGGUUUCACAUAUACCGUGGACAUGAACAAAGGCUUGAUGAUGAACACACAUCUUUCUCCUCUGGCAUGCGUUUGGGCUUCCUUGCAAGUUCUCAUUGGAGAUGUGGCCAGUGGCUUGCGUUCAGUGCUGUAUUGGUACAGUCUGUGGAAGAAGCACGAUGCACUGCCAGAAGUUUUCGAUACCCGAGCCGAAAGUCCAACACAAGCCAGGGAUUCGCCACUGCGCCCCGAGCUGAUCGAAGCGAUUUUCUACCUGUCCCUGGCGUUGCCCGGGGACGCCAUGGUCUUUGAGAUGGCCAAGUCCAUCGCAACAGCCAUUGAUGAACAGAGCCGAGUCUCCUGUGGCUUCGCAUCUGUUGCAGAUGUGACGACCAAGAGGUUGGACAACAGGAUGGACUCUUUUUUCCUGUCUGAGACGCUGGUCUACCUCUAUUUGGCAAUGGCACCAGCAGAUGAAGUGGCCUCAGCCAUCCCAUGGUCGAUGGGCGCCAGCAUCUUCACCACAGAAGGCCAUAUCUUUCCACUGCAAGGACGUCCCCCUGGAAGUGACGACCCUCUGGCAACGAGUCAUCGGCACAGUGAGGUCCUCUUUCCUUCAGCAGCGCUUACUGCUCCAAUGCCUACCUGUGAGGCCCUGUCGCCUUUCGAGCGUGUUGCGGUGCAGCAGCGGUGUCGCACAAAGUACCUCUUGACACCCAGCUAUCAGCUGCAAAUGAUUGCCGAGACCACUCGCCGAUGCCGGCCGCAAAUUGUCACCCUGCUAGUGUGGCUGGAUGGCAUCUUCCAACAGAGUGCCACUGGUCCAAUGCGUAUCUUUGGCCUUGCUUCUUCCUUGGGAAGACCAGUGCCAGCACUUCCAAUGCUGCACUGGCAAAUGAAGGACAAGGAGGUUGACACCAAGGGCAUCGCAAAGCCUAUCCAAGAUGCAGAUUUCGGAGGUGCUGCAGCUGCCAACAUGACAGGUACCUGCCAAGAUGCUCUGGCAGGCUUGGGAAGUGGCGAAAGGCCCCUCCCACAGAGCUUGUCACUCUUGCGCCUGGAUUUGGAGCAGAGCCCUGGGCGCAUGCUCGCGCACUUAGUGUCAAUGUGGUGCUUCCACCGUGCUUUCCACUUGAUGGAGAACCUACGUUUGCAGCAGAUUGCUGCCAUGCAAUCAGCUAUGAUCGACUCAAUGAGCCAGGAGAUGGCAAAGAAGGGUGAAGAUCACAAAACGAACUCAGACAAGAAUAGAAGCGAUGAGGAAGUGCCACGCCGCCACCAGAUGCCCAGGAAACUGGUACGGCCCUUGGAGCCCAACUUGGAGCCAAUGAAAAUUGCAACCCCCGAGACUCUAUCGCCACAGUCCACAGGAAGUCUAUCAGUUUUCUCCUACAUUUCGCCUUUGCCCUCGCCAGCAUCUUUGCCAUCGCCCAUUGCAAUGCAAUCACCUCAGGUGACGCCACAUCUGCCACCACCACCGGGUCUGGAACUUUCCGUCCUACUUCAGCAUGAGGCUAGUGAGAACAGCAUCGGAACAAGUGAGGAUCCGGACAAUCUCAAGGGCCUGAGCAUUACGACCUCCCAGCUACAAGCUGGCAUGGUGACCCACGUGGUGUGGCACAUUGGAAACCCUCAGGCCAAAUUGCAAGUGAGCUGUGGUUCUGCGCUGGUAUCCCCAUCCUUCACAGUCAACUAUACGGAGGGCCUCCGACUCCUCUUCUCUCCCGGGGAGUGUUGGUGGCAUGAAUUCCAGGCCAAGAAGGCGAAGAAGGGCAAGAGACGGGCGGAACGCCUGCCGCGCUUUGGCGCUUUGCACCUGAAGCUGUCAGGAGACCUUGCGUGUGGAGCACAGGUAACGUUGGUUUUCACAGUGGGCGGAGUCAAACAAAGCCCCAUCCAGGUCAGUCCGGGUCACAGCACCUGCUUGACUUGCGAGUUGGACAAGGACUGGCGACGUGAGACUGACGGUACCGAUGGUUCGCUGACAGUGGGUGUGGAUAUUAUUCGUGGCCAAGAGUCGAACGAUGAUUGUUACAAAAAGGCUGCAGUUACAGAAGCCUCUGCAGCCUUUUGUGCUGGCCUCAGUGUUGGUGAUGCUUGUUGCACGCGCGGUGCAGCCGCAGAGGCACCAGAUCUUCUGCGCACUGCAACAUGGCGCAAGCAGCUGGUUGCAGUUGCGGUGGCUGUUGUUGCUGCUGCCUUGGUGGGGCACCAAGAGACUCUUACCAAAAGAGCCGAUCCUCUGAAUGCAUGCAGUGACCUUCAAGUGCCACUCAAACAGAAGCAAACCCUGGAGGACACCUAUGCAGGCCGACUGAUUGUGAUUUCCCGAGGCGGUUGCCUUUUCGUCCAGAAACUUAUGCGGGCACAACAAGCUGGCGCUGCAGGUGUGAUCAUGAUGAACUCGGAGAAUUACGACCAGCGGCUUCAAGUCAUGACGUGCCCCAACCAAGAAAGAGGAGGUGGUAGCGAGGUGCGCAUACCUGCAGCCAUGAUCUCUUGGAAUGAUGGCCAACUGCUGCUACGACAGCUUCAAAAGGGUUCAUUGGUUGCGACUCUGUUCACGCCCUACUAG
This is a messenger RNA of Cladocopium goreaui, 3417 nucleotides long. Lineage: Eukaryota; Dinophyceae; Suessiales; Symbiodiniaceae. The record is from the annotation of a GenBank genome assembly.